AUGCCGCAGGCUGCACGAUGGGCGGGCACACCCUCUAUCAAGGGACGGUCGGAGGCAACGCGCAUGGCGCUGUUGACGUUUAGUCUUGUUGGAUUACAGUUUACUUGGGGUACUGAGAUGACUUAUUGUACACCCUACCUUCUCCAACUCGGCUUAACGAAAUCGAAAACUUCGCUCGUGUGGAUUGCUGGGCCCUUAUCUGGUCUGAUUAUCCAGCCCUUGAUUGGCGUCAUUGCUGAUCGAUCACGGUCAAAAUGGGGUCGAAGGAGACCAUUUAUGAUUUUUGGUUCUUUUGUUGUGGGCUUUUGUCUGGUUGUGCUGGGAUGGACGGCUGAGAUUGUUAGCAUGUUCGUCAAGGACCCUGAGAAGGCUAAGAAUGUCACGAUUGCGCUGGCAGUUUCCAGUAUCUAUGCUGUCGAUUUCUCGAUCAAUGUUGUGCAAGCCUGCUGUCGCAGUCUGAUCGUGGACACAUUGCCAAUAACUCAGCAGCAAUCUGGAUCUGCUUGGGCUGGUAGAAUGUGUGCUAUCGGUCAGUUGAUUAGUUAUGCUGUUGGCUCGAUCGACACCGUCAGUAUCUUUGGUAGCCUUUUUGGCGACACGCAAUUCAAGCAAAUGACAGUCAUCGCGGCAAUUUCUCUAAUUGCUGCAGUAUCAGUCACUUCAUACAGCGUGAAAGAGCGAGUUUUGAUCUCGGCGAGGGACUCUGAUGGCCACGCAGGUGCGAUUCAAGUCAUCACACAGCUGUACAAAACCACCAUGGAGCUACCGCCGCGCAUCCAGGCAAUUUGCUGGGCGCAGUUCUGGGCAUGGAUCGGCUGGUUCCCGUUCCUCUUCUACAGUACAACCUGGGUGAGUGAGACCUACUUCAGAUACGAAGUACCAAAAGACCAAGCAACAAAAUCAACCGACAUGCUAGGCGAAGUAGGCCGCGUGGGCAGUCUAUCGCUAGUAGUAUUUUCUUCCAUAACAUUCUUCAGCUCCGUGCUCCUCCCCUUUUGCGUGCAAACCCCCGACACAAAGCGAACACGUUUCACGCCCCGCCCACCACGCGGCAUGGCCAGCAUAGCCAGAAUCCAAAAGAAACUCGAAUCCGUCCGCCCAGACCUUCACACAGCAUGGUUCAUAGCGCAGAUUAUGUUCGCAGCAACAAUGGUCUUCGCACCACUCGCUCACUCGCGCGCUUUCGCAACGUCCCUCGUUGCUAUCUGCGGUAUACCAUGGGCAAUAAGCGGCUGGGCACCCUUCGCUUUCAUGGGCGUAGAAAUCAACAAACUAACCAUGAUCAACGCGGCCAGCAAUGGCGUCGGCAUACCCGCUUCAUCAACGAGGUCCGGGGUAACAAUGAUCACGUCAGCUAGCAUGCGCAAUAGUAGCAGCGUUGCGGCUGAUUCGGAACUAGAGGUUCUACGGCUUCACCACCGUGACUCCGACAGCGAUACGGACGAAGAGGCCCAGGCCUCAAACAUCCCAUCUACGGGUGAACUAGCAGGUAUCUACCUCGGUGUGCUGAACGUAUACACAACUCUUCCGCAGUUUGUCGGCACGUUCAUUAGCUGGAUUGUCUUCAGCAUUCUUGAGCCUGGUGCUCAGCCGGCUAAAGAGGGUGGAGAGCCGUCGGAUACGCAGUGGAUGAAUCUUGAUAAAGACAAGCCUAAUGCUAUCGCUGUUUGUCUGUUCAUCGGUGCUAUCAGUGCACUUGUUGCGGCUGAGGCAACGAGGCGGCUUAAGUAUGUUCCGUGA
Molecule: messenger RNA, 1740 nt
Organism: Penicillium taxi
Lineage: Eukaryota; Fungi; Ascomycota; Eurotiomycetes; Eurotiales; Aspergillaceae
Product: putative sucrose transporter
Exons: 8
Coding region: 1-1740 (579 amino acids)
Cellular component (GO): membrane
Molecular function (GO): sucrose:proton symporter activity
Source: RefSeq, a predicted model, not a curated record